Lottia gigantea (owl limpet) is the source of this 1746-nucleotide messenger RNA. RefSeq lists its product as hypothetical. The record is from RefSeq and is a predicted model, not a curated record. The transcript has 12 exons. Gene Ontology annotation, molecular function: transmembrane transporter activity. NCBI's taxonomy places the organism in Eukaryota, Metazoa, Mollusca, Gastropoda, Lottiidae. Gene Ontology annotation, biological process: transmembrane transport; monoatomic anion transport. Bases 1 to 1746 code for a protein of 581 amino acids.
AUGACUAUCACCAUAGAAGAUAAUGUAGAUUCCAGUGAAUCAGUGGUAGACCUACAAAAUGAUGAAGACUUUGUCACCAUACCUGAUACGACCAUGGUAUCAGAUAAAUGCAGUUGGCAAGAUUCGUCAACUGAUAUUCCACACAACAGCAGAAUUAAUAUGAACGAUUUUCCGCCAUUAACUGAGACUUUUGAUACAUCCAAAGUACCCUGGUGGACAUCAAAAAGAUUUUCUUUGGCUGUCCUCUGCUUCUUUGGAUUUCUAAUUGGAGAAGCAUCAAAAUCAAAUUUGAGUAUUGCAAUUGUAUCAAUGGUUAGAAGUAUUCCUAAAGAUCUUCAGUUGACAAAUGAUCAUCAUAAUAAGCAAAAUUCUACCUCAAACAUAACCAUAGUUAUACCAGAAGCAGACCUUACAGAUACGUUAUUCAAGGGCGGAGAGUUCGACUGGAGUAAAGAACUUCAAGGACUCAUAUUAGGAUCCUUCUUUUGGGGGUAUCUGAUACUUCAAGUAACUGCUGGUUGGAUGAGUGAACGGUUCGGACCAAAAAGAGUUAUUGCUGUAGGAAUGUUCACAACUUCUGCAGCUACCCUUUUGAGUGCAACGACAGCUAGAUGGAGUCCGUAUCUGUUCAUGGGAAUCCGCAUUAUAAUAGGACUUGGACAGUGUGUUUUGCACCCAUGCAUCCAGUCAUUGUGGAUGAAAUGGUCUCCCCCUAAGGAAAGAAGUAGUUUAGCGGGUCUUUCACUGGCAGGUGGGCCUAUCGGAGCAGCUGUGAUGUUUCCUAUUGGUGGAUUUUUGUGUGAAUAUGGAUUUGACGGUGGUUGGCCUUCCGUAUUUUAUGUGAUUGGUGGGGUAUGUUUCCUAUGGACUGUCGUAUGGUGUCUCCAAGGUUAUGAUUGCCCAAGUCAACAUCCAUCAAUUUCCCCGAUUGAACGUAAUUAUAUUGAAGAUUCUUUAGGUUUCUCAAGAGGACAGGAAUUGAAGGUGAAGAUCCGAAUAAAUCCCACGCCGUGGAGAAGUAUAGUUUCAUCCAAACCAGUCUGGGCAAUUAUUGUUUGUCAUUUUUGUAUAAAUUAUGGAAAUUACAUGAUUGGGACUCAAUUACCAACUUACAUGAAGGAGGUUUUGAAAUUUGAUAUUCAAACAAAUGGCUUGUAUUCAAUGUUACCCUUCCUAUGUUUGUGGUUUAUGAUGAUGAUAAGCGGUAUAAUAACAGAUCGACUCAUAAUUAAAGAUAUACUGUCGUUGAGAUAUACCAGGAAGAUGAUGACCUCUCUAGGAACUGUUGUACCAGGAUUAUUUUUAAUUGGAACUAGCUAUAUGUCGCAAGAGCAACAGUUACCAGCGGUCGUAAUGCUUACAAUUGGAGUUGGUUUCUGUGGAUGUCAAAUCAGUGGGUACUACAUGAAUACUGCCGAUAUUGCUCCAGCGUUUGCUGGAAUUCUGAUAGGAAUCUCUAAUACUAUAGCUACCGUCCCGGGUAUUAUUGCACCCUUUGUAGUUGGUGUUAUGACGCCCUCAGGCUCUGAAUUGGAAUGGCAAAGAUCAUUAUAUUUAGCCGGAGGAAUAUAUUUCAUAGCUGCAGUAGUAUUUAUAAUUUUUAGUGACGUCGAUAUUCAACCAUGGGGUCUUGUUUCUCAAGAGAAAGGUUUGAAAACACUUGUUUGUUUUAUAAAUAAAAUUGAGAUACUGGUUUCAGUGUGUGUUGUAUUCUUGGCAAUAGAACAUCAUCGCCCUAUUUGGUAA